Molecule: messenger RNA, 561 nt
Organism: Venustampulla echinocandica
Lineage: Eukaryota; Fungi; Ascomycota; Leotiomycetes; Helotiales; Pleuroascaceae
Exons: 1
Coding region: 1-561 (186 amino acids)
Source: RefSeq, a predicted model, not a curated record
AUGUCAUCGCUCGAUAAGCUUUUCCGGCGCAAGAGCCACAUGGAUGGACCCCCGAAUGCCAAUUCAAACGGGGCGAACAAACCGUCAGAUGCCGCUACUCUCCCAGUACCGCGCGAUGCUCAAGUAACCUCAAAUGCGACAGCCGCUCGCCAAGGCGCAACGGCUCCCGUGCAGCCGCCGCCUCCCCAAGGAGCCGGCCGCUCCUAUCCCCAGACCCAAUCUCAGAUGCAGAACACGGGCAUGAUGGCUGGGGGCGCUGUUGGCAUGAUGGGGGGUGAUGGCGGCAACGCGGUGGACGGCAUGCUCGUGGGAGGCGUCGUAGGGGGGAUGGUGGGACAGCGUCUGGCGCAGGCUGAAAACCAUGCGUACUGGAGCGGGCAGGCGAUGGAGUACCGCCAGCGGUUGGCCGCUGGGGAGCAGCCGCCAGCCGGUGACAGCGCUGCGAAGGGAACAUCAUGGUGGAGUCGAGAAGGUCGGCAGCAGCGGCGUAUGAAGAGAUGGGAGCGGCGGGCGAAACGGCGCGAUGGGACAGUUGUGAAUGUGAAUGAGAACAAUAAAUAG